Molecule: messenger RNA, 1044 nt
Organism: Caenorhabditis sp. 36 PRJEB53466
Lineage: Eukaryota; Metazoa; Nematoda; Chromadorea; Rhabditida; Rhabditidae
Source: the annotation of a GenBank genome assembly
AUGAAGGUUGUUCUCUUCGUUGGUCUUCUAGCCGUCUCCACGCUCGCUUCCCACCACUCUUCGGAUCCAUCGCAGGACGCAGAGCAUCUCAAGGUAACCAAGAGUGCCUCCGAGUAAAUUUUCUAAUUGGAAUCUUUGUUCAGGGAAAAGAACAUGACAAGAAGUACGAUCACGAGCAGUUCCUCGGAAAGGACACUGCCGCCGAGUUUGACGAUUUGACGCCAGAGAAGUCGAAAGCAAAACUUGCGUAAGUGAAGUCCCUCUCAGAUGAAGAAAUUAAACUGUUCUUAUUUCAGCAAGCUCGUGCCGAAGAUGGAUGCUGACAGCGAUGGGUUCAUCGAGGAGAACGAGCUCAAGGAUCACAUCAACUUCAUGCAGAAGAGAUACGUGAACAACGACGUUGAGCGCACCUGGAAGAACUAUAAGGCCGAGAAGAUCGUCGACGGAAAAAUCAAGUGGGAGGACUACAGAGAGAUGGUCUACGGAUCUGCCGACGGAGCCGGACAGGAGCUCUCCCCGGAGUACGCCAAGAUGAUCGCUCGUGACGAAAAGAGAUGGGCUGUCGCCGAUUACGAUUCCAACAGCGCCCUUGACAGAACCGAGUACGGUUGCUUCAUGCAUCCAGAGGACUGCGACCACAUGAGAGACAUCGUCGUCGCCGAGACCGUCGAUGAUAUCGAUAAGAACAAGGACGGAUACGUCGACCUGGACGAAUACAUCGGAGAUAUGUACAGACCAGAGGACUACCCAGAGUUGAACGGAAAGGAACCAGACUGGGUUGAGUCUGAGCGCGAAAUGUUCAAGGAGCACAGAGACAAGGAUGGAGACAGCAAGCUGAACCAGGAGGAGAUGCGCGACUGGAUCAUGCCAGUUGGAUUUGACCACGCCGAGGCUGAGGCCCGUCACUUGGUCGGAAUCGCCGACGACAACAAGGACGGAAAGCUGUCGCCUGAGGAGAUUGUCGCCCACUACGACACUUUCGUCGGAUCGCAGGCUACCGACUACGGAGAGCAGCUCCAGAAGCACGACCCAGCCGAGCUCUAA